AUGAAAAGGUAAAUCAAUUCUGCUCUUAAGUCUCGUCAAACACCUCAAUCGAUUACUAGAUUAAAGAGUGCAGUGCAAUUCAAGUUUCAAUGUGAGACUCCACAAUGCAGAACAUCGAUUGCUCCUAUGGAUCGAGUACAAACUGGCACAACUAUGCACACAUAAUAUAAAACCAACUUUUCAACGAGAGAGGAUGAAGUAUUGAAGACUUAAGUUUCGGAAGGCAAUUUGAGUAAAGUAACUAAUCUCAGGAUCAGAAUUGAUCCUAGAAGUGAAACCGAUGUCAAAAUGCAAAAUUACUUUUACAAUAAUUAGCCCAUCAAGGUUCAAAGCAACAUGAAUAUCAUUUCUAAGAGUUCCCAGAAGUUGGUUGUGACUUCUGAUAACAUGUAAACUGUGGAGGUUAGGAGAAAAAUGAAAUAUGAUCCAGCUAUUCGACAACAAGUCUUUCUGCUCAAAAUCAAGGCUAUUAAGAAUCCCUUACUUCAAAAGUUCCUUCGGUUCUUAUUGAGUAAGGAAAAAUAAUUAAUUGAUCUGAUUAAAUUCAAAUCAACCUAAUAGACUAUUGAUUUGGUGCAGGAUUUCAUCGAAAUGGCUAUUGGUACUUAAAUUAGUUUGGUUGUUGUGGAAGUGCUAUUAUUCUGUUCUUAAGUUUUAGAGAAUUGCGGUUUGGUUGAACUGUCAAUUCAUUUGUAUAAUUAAACAAGAUUGCUGUGUAAUCAUUCGAAAUAAUAAUAUGACACUUAAAAGAUGAAAGCCUUUAUUGGAUUAUCAAAUUGUGCUGUUACAUAUGAAUCUUAUGAAAUUGCAAUCAAGUUCUUAAAGAAGUGCAUACAAUAUGCUUGGCUAAAUAACAAUUUGGAAAUCGAGAAUUUGGUUUAUCAAAAAAUGGGUAUUUGUUAUUUUUAUAUGGGGAAUAUAGAAAAAGCAUCCUUUUAUCAUGAAAGGAGUAUCACCUAUGAUUUUGAAAUAGAAGACUCUCCUUUGAGGAAAUUGAGUUGUGAUACCUUGAAAAUAUAUUUGAAUAAACACUUUUCUAGAAAUUAUGCAGAAACUGUCAACAAUGCCUUGCUGAGUAAAAUGAAUUUUUAGAUUCCCAUUGACAUCAAAUAAUGUUAGGAGAACUUAAUGAAUCUAAAUGAUCUUUCUUCGUCACCUAGAGUCCAUUUAAGUACUGAAGAAUCAAGAAAAAUGUCAAUUUCUAGUGAGAACUGUGAAUUAUCUUGUCUCAAAAUCAAUGGAAUGAGAUUACUUAAAGACAUAUUGUCGUAAUAAGAGUUUGAUUUUUAAGUAUAUACUCCAAAACAUUCAUUUAAGACUGAAAGUAAAUGUUUUGACUAUUUAAACAAUAAGAAAAUUCAUCCCAAGGACAUUUAUCAUGAUGCCAAGUAUAAGGCUAAUCCAUUUGUGGUUGAUGAUCUUGGAAUUAUCAAAAGCAAAAAGUCUAGUCAAGCUGAAAAUAUGAGCAAAUACAAAUUGCCAUUGGAUCAAUAGAUUGAAAUUAGAUUAUAAUAAAAGUUUGAAUUAAACUUACAAGAGAGGAUUCAAUAAUUUGUUGGGAGUAGUCAUUAAAAGAUGGAAUAAAAGAAUAAAAUUUUGUUAACUCAUAAAAACCAAGAAAAUAGUAAAAAGAACAAAUAAAUGGAUGAAAUUAAGAAAUUUAGCGCUGUCAGUUUUCUGUACUAAAAUUUGAUUAGCAAAUUAAUUGGUUGA
This is a messenger RNA of Paramecium tetraurelia, 1713 nucleotides long. RefSeq lists its product as uncharacterized. The record is from RefSeq and is a predicted model, not a curated record. Gene Ontology annotation, molecular function: protein binding. The transcript has 5 exons. Lineage: Eukaryota; Ciliophora; Oligohymenophorea; Peniculida; Parameciidae.